GGGAUCUACAAGUAUCUCGAGAGGUGUUUUUCAGACUUUAAGCAGAGAGGCUUUGUUGUUGGAUAUGACACACGAGGUCAGGUGACCAGCAACUGCAGCAGUAAGAAACUUGCAAAACUCACUGCAGCAGUCCUACUGGCCAAAGAUGUACCUGUGUACUUCUUUUCCACCUAUGCCCCCACGCCGUUCGUGCCCUACGCCGUUCAGCAGCUCAAGGCUGUGGCUGGUGUGAUGAUCACAGCAUCCCACAACCGGAAGGAGGACAACGGAUACAAGGUUUAUUGGGAAAAUGGAGCACAGAUCACCUCGCCUCACGAUAAAGAAAUAAUAAAAUGUAUAGAAGAGUGCGUUGAACCAUGGAAUGGCUCUUGGAAUGAGAAUCUAGUAGAUACCAGUCCCCUGAGACAGGAUCCUCUGAAGAAAAUUUGUGACUGUUACAUGGAGGAUCUGAAAAAGAUCUGUUACCAUAGGGAGCUAAACAUGCAAACAAAUUUGAAGUUUGUUCAUACCUCAUUUCAUGGAGUUGGACACGACUACGUGCAGUUGGCUUUCAAAGCCUUUGGCUUUCAGCCCCCCAUUCCAGUACCUGAACAAAAAGAUCCAGAUCCAGACUUCUCUACUGUCAAAUGCCCAAAUCCUGAAGAAGGAGAAUCUGUGCUGGAGUUGUCACUGAGGCUUGCAGAGAAAGAAAAUGCCAGAGUCGUAGUGGCCACUGAUCCGGAUGCAGAUAGAUUAGCAGUGGCAGAACAGCAGGAGCAUGGCUGCUGGAAGGUCUUCACUGGCAACGAGCUGGCAGCUUUGUUUGGGUGGUGGAUGUUUUCGUGCUGGAAGGAAAACUGUUCUGAAGAUGCUGAUGUGAAGAAUGUUUACAUGUUAGCGACCACGGUCUCCUCGAAAAUUUUGAGGGCUAUUGCACUGAAGGAGGGAUUUCACUUUGAAGAAACACUCCCUGGUUUUAAAUGGAUUGGAAGUAGAGUAAAAGACCUCCUAGAUAAUGGAAAAGAAGUUCUCUUUGCAUUUGAGGAAUCUAUUG
Molecule: messenger RNA, 1033 nt
Organism: Tauraco erythrolophus (red-crested turaco)
Lineage: Eukaryota; Metazoa; Chordata; Aves; Musophagiformes; Musophagidae
Source: RefSeq, a predicted model, not a curated record